Messenger RNA from Vigna angularis (adzuki bean), 671 nucleotides. Its product is annotated as transmembrane emp24 domain-containing protein p24beta3. Gene Ontology annotation, cellular component: COPII-coated ER to Golgi transport vesicle; Golgi apparatus; endoplasmic reticulum-Golgi intermediate compartment. The record is from RefSeq and is a predicted model, not a curated record. Bases 36 to 671 code for a protein of 211 amino acids. Lineage: Eukaryota; Viridiplantae; Streptophyta; Magnoliopsida; Fabales; Fabaceae. The transcript is spliced from 4 exons. Gene Ontology annotation, biological process: endoplasmic reticulum to Golgi vesicle-mediated transport; intracellular protein transport; Golgi organization.
ACGCGAUGCAUAAUUCACUCAAAGAACAGUGAAAAAUGGGUUGGUUUUCAAAGAUUUACACUGUUGCGAUCUCUUUCGUUGGUUUCAUAAUCUGUCACGGCUUGGCUCUCUCAAUCAGUUUAUAUGACAAGGAAUGCGUAUCUGAACAAGUUCUACACGAUGGUGACACUGUUUCUGGGAAUUUCGUAGUCAUUGACUACGAUAUUUUUUGGAGCUCAGACCAUCCAGGAAUCGAUUUCAGUGUUACAUCUUCGACAGGGAGUUUGGUGUACUCUAUGAAGGGAACAUCAGGAGACAAAUUUCAAUUCAAAGCCGCAAUACAUGGAAUAUAUAAGUUUUGCUUUCAAAACCCUGCUUCAACACCAGAAACAGUGUCUUUCUACAUUCACGUCGGUCACAUCCCAAAUGAACACGACUUAGCCAAAGAUGAACAUUUGGAUCCCAUUAAUGUGAAGAUUGCUGAGUUGCGAGAAGCACUGGAGUCUAUUAUAAUAGAGCAGAAGUACUUGAAAGCACGUGAUACUAGACAUCGACACACAAAUGAAAGCACCAGAAAACGUGUGGUUUUCUACACAAUCUUGGAGUAUAUUUUGUUCGCUGCAACCAGCUUAUUACAAGUGAUAUACAUUCGACGUCUCUUCAGCAAAUCAUUUGCUUACAACCGAGUAUAG